Messenger RNA from Penicillium daleae, 426 nucleotides. RefSeq names its product BTB/POZ domain-containing protein. The coding region runs from base 1 to 426 and encodes 141 amino acids. The transcript is spliced from 2 exons. The record is from RefSeq and is a predicted model, not a curated record. Gene Ontology annotation, molecular function: protein binding. Lineage: Eukaryota; Fungi; Ascomycota; Eurotiomycetes; Eurotiales; Aspergillaceae.
AUGUCUGACCUUUUCGACGUAACCCACAGCGAAUUUGUGAAGAACAUUCUUCCACUCUACCAAGGCCCCCAGGUUACCAUCAGACUCGUGCCCAGCAACACUGAAUACAAAGUGCCAAAGCCUCUCAUCUGCAAGGAUUCCUCGUAUUUCGCCGCCAUGUUUGAGAGUGAAUUCAUCGAGGGACAGACAAAAACUGUGGACAUGAAAGAAAUUGAAGACGUCGUGUCACCAAGGAGCAUGGAAGCCCUCCUCCAGUGGCUGUGGCAUCGCCGAGUUCGAUUCGAUAAUAAGCCUGGAGACCAGAUAUCGGCCGCCAUCGAGCUUUGCCGACUUGCAGACAUGUGCAACAUCAAAGGUUUGGGCGCUGAGAUGGCCCUGUCCAUCAAAAACGUGCUCAUUGCAAACCGAGACGCUGACCUAAAAUGA